UCAUUAUCACCGGACAGAGCUGAUGCUUGAAUUCACUCAUCCUCCUAACAAACAGAGCAUCUUUCUUCAACAACUUAACACAAUCAAAAAAGUCUUUGUUUUCUAUAUAUAUAUAUAUAUAUCUGUUUUCCUCUUCAUCUCUCUCUAUUCUCUACCAGAGCUGCUCUGUUUCCUCCGUCGUCGUCAUCGUCUUCUCGACAUGUUUUGGUCUGAAACUGCUGCCUCGAGAGCAUAGCGGUUGGACUUUGAGACGCGGAGGAGCGUGAAAUGGGGACGGAUAAUGUAAUGAUAUGAAAGUUUUUGAAGUUAAGAAAAAUGCCAACAGUUUGGUUUUCUUUGAAAAAGUCCUUCCCCUGCAAACCAGAGCCAUCAGAAGUCUAUGAUCCAAAGAGCAGGAAACAACUCAACACAAUCACAACCAAGAAAGCAGCCAAUAAGUCAGGGUGUUCUUCUGGAAGAUCAGGUUGUUCAAGGUCCAUAGCAAAUCUUAAAGAUGUCAUCCAUGGAAGCAAGAGACACAUGGAAAAUCCACCGAUUUGUAGCCCGAGAUCGAUCGGUAGCAGCGAGUUUCUCAACCCGAUUGCUCAUGAAGUGAUACUCAGCAACUCCAAGUGUGAGCUCAAGAUCACUGGUUUUGGUGGCUUCCACUUAGAGGGUGUGGGAAAUUCUGGCUUUGGAGGAGGUGGGGGCGGAGAUUUGCCGUUUUUUGGUACUCAUAGGCCCGGAACUCCCGGUCCGGGGGAGAACUUUGCUAUCAACUCCAACUCCAUGACUUCUGCAAGAAAGCUUCCUUCUCCUUUAUCUUAUAUGGAUGCCUCUCCAGCUGGGAGUACUACAAAAUUUAAGGGGGGUAGGGAAGUUCAUACAAGCAGAAGGUUCUCGCCGCUAACCAAGUCGAGCGAUAACACGUUCUCGGCAGUUACUUGCCAUAAAUGUGGAGAACAGUUCUGCAAAUUGGAGGCUGCUGAGUCUCACCAUCUCUCCAAGCAUGCUGUUACUGAGCUUGUGGAGGGUGAUUCAUCGAGGAAAAUCGUCGAAAUGAUAUGUCAAACGAACUUUUCAAAGUCGGAGAACAAUGGAAACCGAAUCGAACGAGUUUUCAAAGUUCACAAUAUGCAGAAAACAUUAGCUGGAUUUGAAGAAUACAGAGAAACAGUGAAGAUCAAAGCAAGCAAGCUCUCAAAGAAACACCCUCGAUGCCUCGUCGAUGGGAACGAGCUAUUGAGGUUUUUCGGGACGACUUUAGCUUGCUCUCUUGGACUAAAUGGCUCCACCAGCCUCUGCAUAUCACAGAAAUGCAAUGUCUGCAGAAUCAUAAGGAAUGGUUUCUCAGAAAAGAAGGAUAUGAAAGAAGUAGGAGUUUUUACGACUUCAACGAGCGGAAAAGCUUUCGAAACCAUUGAAACGGAGAACGAAAGCUCGGUGAAGAAAGCAUUGAUAAUCUGUAGAGUGAUAGCUGGGAGAGUUCAUAGGCCAUUGGAGAACAUACAAGAUAUUGUUGGGCAAACAGGGUUUGAUUCUUUGGCUGGGAAAGUGGGAUUACAUUCCAACAUUCAAGAGCUUUAUUUGCUUAAUCAUAGAGCUUUGCUUCCUUGUUUUGUUGUAAUUUUCAAACCAUGA
Messenger RNA from Cucurbita maxima (winter squash), 1620 nucleotides. RefSeq lists its product as uncharacterized. NCBI's taxonomy places the organism in Eukaryota, Viridiplantae, Streptophyta, Magnoliopsida, Cucurbitales, Cucurbitaceae. Bases 316 to 1620 code for a protein of 434 amino acids. The record is from RefSeq and is a predicted model, not a curated record. The transcript has 2 exons.